CUGUCUCGGUUGUUCCCUUCCUUCCUCAACUAUCCCCUCUCCUUACCCAAGCAAGCAAGAAACCUUUCGUCUCUUCCUCUAGAGUUAAGCUCACGCUUAAUUGACUUCGACGAGGCAUGUUCUCGAUUGACUUCUUCCCUUUGCGGGUCUUGGAAGAAAUCUAGCUUGGGGGGUGAAAUCCAGUGGCGUGGCUUUGCUUGCUUCUCUUGUAGAUCCUCUGGAUUCCGAAGAUCUAAGGAGGAAAAUGCGGUCGAAGACAGGCGGCAGGACGGUGGCGUUCAGCCCCAUAAAGGAGUCGCCGGCGGCUGCGGAGAAGGCAGCGGGGUGGGAGGUCAGGCCGUGCGGGAUGCUCGUCCAGAAGCGCGGCGCCGACGCCGACGCCACGGCCGCUCCCGUGCCCACCAUCCGCGUCAAGGUCAAGCACGGCUCCGUGUACCACGAGAUCUACGUCAGCUCGCAGGCCACCUUCGGGGAGCUGAAGAAGGCGUUGUCUGCCAAGACGGGGCUGCACCCCUUGGACAUGAAGCUGCUGUACAAGGACAAGGAGAGGGAGUCGACGGCGUUCCUCGACACCGCCGGCGUGAAGGACAAGUCCAAGGUGGUGUUGGAGGAAGACCCCACGGCGCAGGCGAAACGCCUGCUCGAGAUGCGCAAGACCGACAAGAUGGAGAAGGCCACCAAGUCCAUCUCCGCCAUCAGCCUCGAGGUCGAUCGCCUCGCCUCCAAGGUGUCGGCGCUGGAGGCCAUCGUGAACAGAGGUGGGAGGGUGGUGGAGCAUGAUGUGACCAAUCUCAUCGAGUCUUUGAUGAACGAGCUGAUCAAGUUGGACGCCGUCGUUGCCGACGGGGAUGUGAAGCUGCAGAGGAGAAUGCAGAUCAAGAGAGUGCAGAAGUAUGUCGAAACCUUGGACGCGGUCAAGAUCAAGAACGCGAUGCCGAGAGCGAAGGUCCAACCUAGCAAAGAGCAGCCGCAGCAACAUCCGACUCAGCCUCAGAAUCAUCAGCGACAUCCAAUUCAGCAGCAAAAGAGGGAUUCGCAGCCAACACGGAGGCCCUAUCAACAACAGAACCUUGAGCAGCCACAGGUGGUGGUGACGACGAAGUGGGAAACAUUCGAUUCCCUCCUGUUCGUGCCAUCCACCUCCACGUCCACCGCGGCCGCCUCGUCCGCUCCACAUGCAAGGUUCGACUGGGAGCCAUUUUGAGUGUUCGACGAAUUGCCUUGCGGCCAGGAGUAUGUGUGAUAGUGUCCAGUUGCCGUUUCCAGCUCUGAUGAGAUCCCUCCUGAAGACCACUUUUCUCGUGCUCUAUUACUACUAUUCUUUUUGUGUGUAUAUCCAGCCACUGUCUAUCUACUCUUGCAAGGGGGUCUAUCUAAUUCAGCUCCAUGAGAAAUAAAUGGGACUCAUCACGAGCCCAGUUCCAAAGAAACAA
Messenger RNA from Musa acuminata subsp. malaccensis (wild Malaysian banana), 1433 nucleotides. Its product is annotated as BAG family molecular chaperone regulator 1. Gene Ontology annotation, biological process: protein stabilization. Gene Ontology annotation, molecular function: adenyl-nucleotide exchange factor activity; protein-folding chaperone binding. NCBI's taxonomy places the organism in Eukaryota, Viridiplantae, Streptophyta, Magnoliopsida, Zingiberales, Musaceae. The record is from RefSeq and is a predicted model, not a curated record. Gene Ontology annotation, cellular component: cytoplasm.